AUGGGCAAAGGCACGGACAAACUCUACAUCACCCACUCCGAAUGGUCCUCCUCCGACGCAUUUUCCGCCAGCUCGGGCGCCGCCGACCGCGCUAGCAAGUCCCGCUCAGGCGCAUCCUUUCGCCGCCUCCCCUUCAACUUUUGCGCCGCCAGUCUCCAACCCUUCAAGAACCCCGUGUGCACCCCCGACGGCACCAUCUUCGAUAUCGAGGUCAUUGGCGACUGGCUUGAGAAGCGCGGGACGAACCCCGUCAACGGCGAACCCCUCAAAGCCAAGGACCUCAUCAAGCUCAACUUUGCGCGAAACGCCGCCGGCGACUCGAGGGGCCCCGGCCUAAGCGACGGUCAGGGCGACCUGAUUGAUCCCGUGAGCUACAAGCCCUUUACCGAUAAUACGCACAUCGUGGCUAUCCGCCACGGCACCUAUGCCAACGUAUUCGCCUACGAAACCGUGGAGAAGAUGAACAUCAAGGCCAAGAUGUGGCGGGACCUGCUCGACGACGAGGAGUUUACGAGAGCCGACAUCAUCACCCUCCAGGACCCCCAAUUCACACACAGCCGCGACCUCAGCAAAUUCAAGUUCCUCAACGACGGCGAGGACGCCAUCCUGACCAAGGCGCAGGUCGAAGAGCGCAAGGCGAGCGGUGUCAACGUCGACGCUCUCGGCAGGAUAGGCGACAAGGUCCUCCGGGCCAAGCAGGCUGUCGAAAAGGCACGCAAGGACCGCGAAGCCGGGAAAGAUGUCAACAGGACCACCGCGAUAACAAAAUCUACCCCGUUGUCCGGUCGGUCGAGCGGCGGGCUCGGCUCGAAAGCCGUACCCGCCAACGCUGCCAUCUACACAACCGGCCGGGCGGCCGCCAGCUUCACCAGCACAGGGCUGACGCCCGAAACAAGCGGGGAGCGCGCCAUACUCACGGACGAGGAGUUUAUGCUCAAGCCGCGACGGGUCAAGGUCAAGGGCUACGCGAGGAUAGAGACGAAUCUGGGAGAGAUCAAUGGCUAUUAUAACGGCGUCACAUUUCACCGCAACAUUCCCGGCUUCAUGAUCCAGGGUGGAGAUCCGACCGGCACGGGCCGCGGUGGCUCAAGCGUUUGGGACAAGAACUUUGAUGAUGAGCUCGACGGGCCGUACACGCAUACCGCGCGGGGCACGCUUAGCAUGGCGAACAAGGGCAAAAAUACCAAUUCAAGCCAGUUCUUCAUUACAUACAAGCCUACCCCUCACCUCGACCGGAAACACACCGUCUUUGGCCGUGUUGUCGGUGGUAUGGAUGUUUUAUCCAAAAUGGAGGAUGUGCCUACGGACGGCUCGAGCAGGCCGCUUAACAAGAUUGUCAUGAAGAGCAUCGUUGUGUAUCUCGACCCCUUUGCCGAAUUUCAGAGACAACGAGGCGAGGAGGAGAAACUAGAGAGGAAAAAGGAAGAGAUAAAGAGGGCGGGGGCACAGAGGACGAUCGUACAACGUGGACAGGGAAACGUUUGA
Molecule: messenger RNA, 1485 nt
Organism: Parascedosporium putredinis
Lineage: Eukaryota; Fungi; Ascomycota; Sordariomycetes; Microascales; Microascaceae
Source: the annotation of a GenBank genome assembly